CACUGCCCCCUUCAGACUCAACUAUGCUGGUCUCCGACUGAAAUAACCGAAGCGACGCGUCAAUCUUCUAACGAUGACUGUAGAGCUCCGAGUGCCGGUGGGCGGAUGAACAAGUCACGUCUUCUUCGGUCGGCAGCCGCCUAUAUUGCCUUCCUCGCCGGUAUUCUGCGACAGGCUGAAGAUUCGGAUUCAUCAGGACGCAUGGAAUCUCUCGAGCCUGAGGUUGAGAAGGGAUUGCUACUCCUCCGAGGCCACAGCAACUGGGAGUAUAAGAGGUAG
Molecule: messenger RNA, 279 nt
Organism: Protopolystoma xenopodis
Lineage: Eukaryota; Metazoa; Platyhelminthes; Monogenea; Polystomatidea; Polystomatidae
Source: the annotation of a GenBank genome assembly